AUGGCAGAGCCAUCUUCAGGCUGGUGGAAGCUGACUUUCCUGAGGAGAAAAAAGUCCCAGCCCAAGGUUCUGUAUGAAAUCCCUGCAGAGGUUGUUUCCAAUGCCCCCACCGGAGCCGCCACCCACCCUGAGGACAUGGUGCAUGGUUCUCAGCUGGACGCCCGACUGGAGAGGAUCGUGGAUAAGACAACAGCCAGCAAGGGGCGGCAUGUUAAGGUGUCUCACUCUGGGAGGUUUAAAGAGAAGAAAAAAGUGCGUGCCACUCUGGCGGAGAACCCAGAGAUGUUUCCAGGAGGUGACCCCGCGAGGGAUGAGAAUCAGAGGGCAGGGAAGUGACAGGACACGCUGAUAUUUUAAAAAUUGGGAGAGUUUAAAAGUUCACGGCUCUCUUCCCUCAUUGUCAGUUGAUGGAGCUAUAAUAGCCAAAAUAAAAAAAAAUAAAAUAAACUAGGCCUAUAUAUCUUCAUAGAAUGACAUCCAUUUUCCAAUUUAAAACUAACACUUAGACUAAGUGAAAUUUUUAAUAUUUCUAGAGAGAAAUUUGAGUUUUUCCAAAUCAUUUAAAUACAAAAAACAUCAGGCAUUGGUCCCCGUGUAGAGAAACUGCAACUUGAUGAAACUUGAGCUGAUUUCAGCUGUGGUGGUGGUGCUUCUUCCGCUUGUUGUUGAUAAUACACAACAGUGGUUGCA
Messenger RNA from Micropterus dolomieu (smallmouth bass), 690 nucleotides. RefSeq names its product proline rich 15 like a (gene prr15la). The record is from RefSeq and is a predicted model, not a curated record. NCBI's taxonomy places the organism in Eukaryota, Metazoa, Chordata, Actinopteri, Centrarchiformes, Centrarchidae. The coding region runs from base 1 to 336 and encodes 111 amino acids. The transcript has a single exon.